Molecule: messenger RNA, 1972 nt
Organism: Drosophila santomea
Lineage: Eukaryota; Metazoa; Arthropoda; Insecta; Diptera; Drosophilidae
Product: inositol transporter 1
Exons: 3
Coding region: 381-1871 (496 amino acids)
Biological process (GO): transmembrane transport
Cellular component (GO): membrane
Molecular function (GO): transmembrane transporter activity
Source: RefSeq, a predicted model, not a curated record
AUCGAUUCUUUCUCGUAAACUGUUGAAAGAGAGUUUGCCAAACUAUAAGAGGUUGUCAGUUGAAAAGUGAGAAACUAAAGGUGAUAGUGAUGGUUGGCCAACGCAGUUUUACCUGCCAAUGUGAACAAACAAACACAACCCACAGAACACAUGCUCAUUUCUCAGGGGCAUGUAUGCUAACAAAUCGUGAUAGGGAAAAUCGAGCUCUACGAGAUAGCGAAAACCGAAAUAUCUAAGCACGCACUUAUCAAUCAAUACCCGAUAAGAUUAGUUAACUGUGGCCCAUAGAUAAACCAGGGACCUGUUCAACACGCUCACCUACAAGAACCGCAAAGCGCGGACGUGUAGUCUUCGCCGCGAGUUCGACCACAAAAGGUCCGAUGCAGACCGAUCGGCCAUCUCCAGACGAUGGAUUCCACGUCGUACCCAUCCACAGUGAUGCGGAGCAGCACAUCCACAGCAACUCCGAUCGCCAGCGGGAGCUAAUCCUCCAGAACUCACAGACCAGUCCUUGCUGCAAUCGGGAUCUCCGCAAUCAGCCGCAGGCAAAUGCAGUUGGAGCUGCUGCCCUUAUAUUCCUGACCGGUGGAAUGCACAUAGCAUGGAGCAUUGGCUUUGAUAGUUUGGCUGCCGAACUGGAAGUUACGAACCAUGUUCGAAUUUGCUGGUUUAUAGGUGCCAUUAUUGGGGCCCUGCUCGGUGGAUUUUUUAGCAGAUGGUUUCCCUACAAAACAUUAAUGGAAUUCUGUUCGCUGCUCACGCUCACAGGUGGAAUAGUGAUGGCGGUGAACAGCAUGGAUCUGGACGCCCUGCUGGCAGGGAGGUAUAUGAAUGGAUUGGCCAACGGACUGGCCAUCGCACCCACUUUGGCCAUGGCCGGUGAGCUGUCGGUGUUCUACAAGAGGGGCACCACCACAUCGGCGGCUGAACAGUGGCCCACAACGAUUGGCAUCUUUGUGCAGAUCGUGUGCAGCAAGAGUUGGGAUGUGCAGAGUGAAUUCACGGAGGAGCAGUUUCAGGGCGUGCUCAGUGGCGUCCUGGGCGCCAUAGCCCUGCUCCUCGCCUUCCUGCUCUCCAUCGAAUCCCCGGUGGACCUGCUGGAGCAGGGCAAUGAACAGGGUGCCAUCGAUGCUUUGAGCCGGCUUCAAAGACCGCGAGCUGUGACCGCUGAGACCUACGACCAAGUGAGGGAUCAUCGCACCUAUGUGGAGCACCACAAAUCCUUGGGUUGGCGCCACGCCCUGCCCGCCCUCGUUCGCCUAUCGGUGCUGAGGGUUUUCUAUGCACUCAGCUUGAGCAUGAUUGUGGCCUAUACAUUGGCAUGGACGAGCACCGAGGUGUACGGCGAUAGUGGUGGUCCAUAUGUGCUCUUUGGUUUCCUGCGACUGAUGGGCAGCUUCACGACCUCCUUUGCCCUGGAUUCCUUGGGCAGGAAGAUACCCCUGCUCCUGGGACUGGUCAUUUCGGGAGGCCUGGCCUGCGGACUGGCCAGCAGAUUCGCGGGCAGCCAUCUACUCACAUUCUGGGACAAUCGGAUGGCCCUGUGGCUGCUGCUCAUCUACCAAUUGUUCGCCGGCAUAGCCUUUGCGCCCAGUUCAUCCUAUCUCUCGGAGGCCUUUCCACGUCGCAUCAAAAGGCCUUGCAUUGCUAUCCCCUAUAUUCUGGAGAUGAUUGUCCAGCUGCUCAUCUGCCAAGUGGAUUUCAGCGCCAUUGACAGUUCCAGCAGCUAUGUGGCAGUGUACUUCUUCAGCCUGGGAGGUUUACUCCUGGCGGGAUUUCUAUUCAGUGUUUGGUACAUGCCCGAAACGAAGGACACCACUCUCCUGCAAGCGCAGUUCAAGUUCCAGGAAUUCGUAAUCCCACCAGCCUGAAAGUAGGCACCUCGAUCCUAACCAGUAUAUAAGACCUCAUAUAAGACUUGGCGUAGGUUAUCUACUAUGUAGCAGAAUAAAUCUGAAAUCUGUAUAAGAAA